GAAAAAAAAAGAAAAGAGAAAGAGAGGGAAAGAGAGAGAGAGAGAGAGAGAGAGAGAGAGAGGAGCUCUUCGAUUCCCUCCUCCGCGCCGAUCCCCGAAACCCUAACCCUAAUUCUCCCGUAACCCUCAACCUAAUUUUGCCGAUCCCGCGGCGGAUCGGGGGGAGGAUCGAGGCGAGGAUCGGGGAAUUGGUGCCAGGAUCCGUGGAUCCCCGUAGCGUAAUCGCGUUCGAUCGAUCUCCUACUUGUUUCUCUCUGAUUUGAGUAGGGAUUCUUCGAUCGCGUGAUCGGAGAUCAUGAGGCUCUUGUGAUUUGGAAUCUGCUAGGGUUUAGAUGAGUUCCGAGGCGGCGGCGGCGGCGGCGGCGGCGGAGGAUGCGGUGUCGCCGAACUCGGAGGAUGGAGGCGGCGUGGGUGCGGGAUUCUACGAUCUCUGCAAGGGAUUGGAUGUUGGUGAGGAUCUGAAGAGGGAGGCGGUAUCCCUGUUGAAGGAAAGCAAGAACAUUCGCUUCGCCUCGCCAUUCGGAACUAGGCAGCCGAUUGAGAUUGAGAAAUUCCGCGCCGCCUAUGUUUUGUUCUGUGCGGCGAAAUUGAGAAAGGGGCAGGGGAAGGAAGAGAAGAAAGAGGAAAGGAUUAGAUUGUGCCAGGUCUUGAGGUGUUCUAAGCUUAAACUCGAUGAUUUCUUCAAAGAGGCGCAACAAUUUUCUCUUAAAUUUGAUCAGAUUUUAAGCAAAUUUUAUGGAUCUGAUUGGGAAGAAAAGCUCGAGCUGAAGCAAUUGGAGAAGUACAUAAAGCUGUUAACAGAUGCGAGCAAGUUCUACGAUAAAGCAUACAAGGAGUUGUUCUCAAGCCCAAGCAAUGUUCAGCAUUGUUCUAUUUCUGGCUGUAUUAGAAAAUAUUCAGAAUUCUAUCAUUUUGGAUGGUUGCUGUUCUUAGCUCUUCGUAUCCACACCCCUGAACUAUUUAAAGAUCUCGUAUCAUGUAUUCAUGGAUUAGUAGCUAUUCUGGCCAUACUCAUAAUUCAUGUACCCACAGAAUUUAGGAAUUUCACAAUUCAAGAUUCGUUCCACUUUGUCAAAAGAUCUGAAAAAGGCGUGGACCUUCUUGCUUCUCUCUGUCAAACUUAUCAUACCUUGGAAGAUCAUUUAAAAAGAAUGAUGGGAAAGGCUCAAAAUUUGAUUGUUGAUAUUCUGAAUAGGAAUCCAUCACUUGCUUCAGAGUGCAAAGCAGAAAACUUCGAUCAAAUCAACACAGAUGGCUUAAUAUAUUUCAAGGAUCUACUUGAUGAAAGGUCAUUGCAAUCAAGUAUACUUAUUUUAGGGAGACAUUAUGAGAAUGCAAUCAACACUCAAGGGGAGCUAGAUGAGCGGAUGUUUGUCAAUGAUGAGGAAAAUUUACUUGAUAGCGAAAGUACAUCAGGAGCCACUUUCUGCAGCACAAGGUUUAAGUUUGAAAGUUUAGCCUCACCAACCAGGACGAUAAAGAGCAUGUUGAAUCUUCCUCGUUCUCCUUCCUCGCCUACAAAUGGUUGUUUCAUUAAUAGCUCAAAGAUGGUUCAGAUGACACCAGUCAGCUCUGCUAUGACAUCAGCAAAGUGGCUUCGAGAUGUCAUAUCUUCGCUACCACCGAAACCCUCCACUGAGCUUGAGCGCUUUUUUGCUUCAUGCGACAGGGACAUUACUAGCGAUGUGACACGUAGGGCCGACAUCAUUCUGGAAGCAAUUUUUCCAAGCAGUUCUUCUGGAGGACGAUCUAUUUCAUUUGAUACUACAUGGGCAAAAGAGAGAAAAAUGGAGGCCUUGAAGCUGUACUAUAGAGUUUUGGAGGCAAUCUGUAAAGCAGAAUCGCAACUGCUUAGUGAAAACAAUUUGACUUCUCUACUCUCCAAUGAGCGUUUCCACAGAUGCAUGCUUGCAUGUUCGGCUGAAAUAGUUUUGGCCACACAUAAAUCUGUCGUCAUGAUGCUUCCUGAUGUCUUAAGGGCAGUUGGGUUAACUGCUUUUGAUUUGAGCAAGGUUAUUGAGAGUUUCGUUAGACAUGAAGAAACUCUUCCGAGAGAGCUAAAAAGGCAUUUGAAUUCUUUGGAAGAGCAACUUUUGGAGAGCAAGGCAUUGGAGAAAGGUUCAUCGCUGUAUAAUUCCUUGAUCGUUGUGAGGCCGGCUCUCGCUGUAGAAAUAAAUCGCCUGGCACUACUAGCUGAUCCGAUGCCUUCCCUUGAUGAAAUAGAAGUACAUAAUAUUGCUGAUAGAGGGUUGCCACCUUUGCCUUCUAGAAAACAUGGUGCUUUGCCAGAUCAGAAUGGUGAGGCCCGAUCACCAAAGAGAGCUUGUAACGAGUUUAGGAGUGUUUUGGUUGAACGGAAUUCCUUUACACCGCCAACCAAGGAACGUUUAUUGACUUUUAACAGUCUAAAAUCAAGGGUACUGACUCUUCAGCCGACAUUUGCAAGUCCAAAUCAGCGUAACCCUGUAGGAGGUGGUGAAACUUGCGCCGAGAUUGGGAUCAAAAUCUUCUUCAGCAAGAUUUUAAAGUUAGCUGCCAUUAGAAUCAGAAGCUUGUGUGAAAGGCUACGGCAGUCUCAACAAAUCUUGGAGCGCGUUUAUAGUAUCUUUCAACAAAUUCUUUUUCACCAAACAGCUCUGUUUUUCAAUCGACAUGUCGACCAACUUAUUUUAUGUUGCCUCUAUGGUGUUGCGAAGGUGUCUCAUGCUAAUUUGACUUUUAAGGAGAUUGUCAACAAUUACAGAAAGGAACCACAAUGGAAAGUGGGAGUAUUUCGAAGUGUCUUUGUUGGUUUUUCAUCUGCAAAUGGAAAUGCGGGGGUGGGACUUAAUCACGUUGAUAUCAUUACCUUUUACAAUGAAAUAUUCAUUCCAUCAGUCAAACCUUUGCUGUGGGGGCUAACAGAUGAAGGAGCUCACAUGCAAGACAGGAAUAUCACAGAUGCAGGUCAGGGACAGGGAUCACCUAAAUUAUAUCCUUUCACGAAGCUUCCAGAUAUGUCGCCCAAAAAAGUCUCUGCUUCUCAUAAUGUUUAUGUAUCUCCUCUGCGACAAUCAAAGGUAGAUACUCUACUACCGCCAAGUGCCAAGAGUUACUACGCGUGCGUCGGGGAGAGCACACGUGCUUACCAGAGUCCAUCCAAAGAUUUGACGGACAUAAAUAAGCGCCUGAAUUGUGGAGCGAAAAACAGAUUGGGCUUCGACAUGGUAAGUGAUUCCGUUGUAGCUGGUAGUUUCGGUUAUCAAAACGGCAGCUCUGCUUCUUCAGAAGCCGCCGUCACCUUUAACCUACCAGUGAAGCGAGAGCAGCCAGACGACUAAAUAACCAAAGGCGGCUGCAAUUUCUGUACGUAGCCCAUUGUUCCUCACUUUAGUUUUCUGUUCCUUUUAUUCUUAUGAAUAAGUUAGAGAAUUUUCCAUCUUUCAACUGUACAUGAGUUAGGAAUUCUGUGGGGGAAAUAAUACGCGAGCAGAAGAUGCUGUAGAAUAAUCAAUCCUGCUGUCCUCUUCUAUUCCCCAGUUGUUAGAAUAUAAUUUAGGUGUGAAAUAUGUGUAACCUUCGUACUAACAUCUAACUUAAUAAAAUUUAUGGUUCUCUUCCCUUUUUCUAA
Ananas comosus (pineapple) is the source of this 3610-nucleotide messenger RNA. Its product is annotated as retinoblastoma-related protein-like. Gene Ontology annotation, biological process: regulation of transcription by RNA polymerase II; negative regulation of G1/S transition of mitotic cell cycle; cell differentiation. The transcript has 18 exons. The coding region runs from base 333 to 3320 and encodes 995 amino acids. NCBI's taxonomy places the organism in Eukaryota, Viridiplantae, Streptophyta, Magnoliopsida, Poales, Bromeliaceae. Gene Ontology annotation, molecular function: RNA polymerase II transcription regulatory region sequence-specific DNA binding. Gene Ontology annotation, cellular component: chromatin; transcription regulator complex; nucleus. The record is from RefSeq and is a predicted model, not a curated record.